AUGUCACCCCCCACCACCACGGCAGCAAACCAAUACAUCCGCCAAAUCCUCCACCACACCGACCCACCCCCUCCCAUCGCCGCCCGCUUCUUCUACACCUCUCCCAUCCCCAUCGACGACCCCCUCUCUCCUCUUCCACCUCCCACCACCGCCGCGACGGUGAAUCUCAAGCAAGAACCGAAAGCUUUCUCGGAAUAUGAUAAUACGGCGCUGGAUCGAGCGUGGAAUGAGUUGAGGAGGAAGAUUUUGAGAUUUCAUGAAGAGAGGGGGGAGAAAGGGGAGGGGGAGAGGGGGAGUUCGGCCGUUGGGAGGAGAGAGGGGGAGAGGGAGGGUGGGGUGAGGGGGAAGGGGAAGGGGGUUGGGUCGGGGUUGGGGAAAGAUGAUGGGUUGCCACAGAGGGAGGAGGAGGAAGCGGAGGGGUCGGACCAUGCUGGUGUUGGUGUUAGUGCGGCGGAGUUGUCGUCUAGUCCUGCUACGACUGGGACGCCUUUUUUGCGAGCUCCGUCGCGGAGGAAAGUGGAGUCUUCUUCCGUGGUGCCGGGUGUUGAAGAGAGGCCUGCGAGACCGAAGGUGCGGCAGCUGGAUACCUAUGACUGGGAAGAUGCUUCGCAUUUGGUGGAUCAUAGUCCUGCUCCUCGGAAAGUGUCGAAGGCGAAGAAGGAGGAGGCUACACCGACUAUGAAAGUCGCAGUGGGCGUCUCUCGACUGCAUCAAGUGGAAAUGCCAGAUCUUCAAAUGACGCCGAUAUACUGGACACCGGUGAACGACGUCGCGCAAGUGGUGCGUGGAACAUGGUUCUACCAAGAUACGAUGUUACCCGUGGAAACUCCCGUCGCGAACAUGUUGGAAGCGGGAUACAUCGAUCUGCAAUGCUGGACGGAGACGUGGAAGGACGAACUGGAUAGUGCGGUGGAAGUGGGUGCCGCGGGGGAGAUGAAGAUUGUGCAUAUGCUGUGGCCGGAUAAGCCUCCUGUGAAGGGAGCGCCGGAGACGGUGGAGCAGAGGCAUGAGAGGGCUGUGGAGGCGGCGGCGGAUAUUAUUGAUAUUUCAACGGGGCCGGGAGGGUCGGACAAUAAGGCUUCGGGGGUGACGACGUGGGGGAGAGCGGGUGCUGUGAGGGUUUAUGCGAGUUGUGGUGUUAUCUACUCGAACGAGAGGGAGGCGACGAUUCUCAAGCCGACUUUGCUUCCGUCGGCGUACUAUGGCAGACGGCCGCUGGCGAACUACAUUCGCAAAGGGAGGCAGAUUGGGAUUCCCGUUGUGCGAGGAUUUGAUCAGGCGGUCUGGGAUAAGCUGCAUCCACCGAAGACGAGCGCGAAGAAGACUCAAGCUGAACGUGGGACUGCGACUUCAGGAGCGAAUGCGGCGCGACGAUCUGUUGAGGAUCCUGCGCUGGCGAAGAGUGAUCGACCGCAAGUCUCGGACCUGGUACUGGUCAUUCACGGUAUCGGACAGAAAUUGAGCCAACGCAUGGAAAGCUUCAACUUCACCCACGCCAUCAACGACUUCCGACGAGAGAUCCAAGUCGAAUGUGGUAAAGAAGACGUCAAGACCCAUUUCCGCCCCGACAUGGGCGGCAUGAUGGUCCUACCCGUCAACUGGCGCCAUCAACUCUCCUUCGAAGAAGGCGGCUACCGCAACGACGACGGCUCCAAAGACCAGUCCUCUGACGACUUCACCCUCAACGACAUCACCCCCGACUCCCUCCCCUCCGUCCGCGGCAUCGUCUCCGACGUCAUGCUCGACAUCCCCUACUACAUGUCCCAACACCAACCCCAAAUGAUCGCCGCCGUCAUUGCGGAAGCCAACCGCGUCUACCAACUCUGGUGCCAAAACAACCCCGGAUUCGCUCAACAUGGCAGAGUGCACAUCAUCGCACACUCUCUCGGCAGCGUCAUGGCGAUCGACAUCCUCUCCAACCAACCCACCAUCCUUCCCCCCUCACUCGCCGACCCGACAUCCAUUGACCUCAAAACCACGACGCUCGACCACCUCCUCUUCCAAACCCACUCCCUCUUCCUCGCCGGCUCACCAGCCGGUUUCUUCCUCCUCCUCCGCCGCGCCCGUCUCCGUCCUCGAAUCGACUUCCCUUCCACCUCCGCCCUCGCCGAUCCCACAUCCAACACCCCUGAUAUAUGCGGUCCCCGCGGUCAAUACGGCUGUAUAGCAGUGCACAACAUCUACAACAUAAUGAACGGCUACGACCCCGUCGCCUACCAAAUGAACGCCACCGUCGACCGUUCCCUCGCCUCUUCCCUACGCAAAGCCAUCAUCCCCUCCAACACUCCCGGCUACUGGUUCGCCGCCGGAACCUCCUCCACCACACGGUGGUUUUCCGGUCGUCCUCCCACCUCUUCCACUUCUUCUCAUCCAGUGCUACCGCGCCUCCCCUCGCAGGUCGAGAUGGAAGUCCAUGACUUCUCAAAAGAGGAAGUCGCGGAGAAGAGAAUGGUGUUGUUGAAUGAUAACGGACAGAUUGAUUUCUAUCUGAGAUAUGGAGGGGGAUGGUUGGAGAUUCAGUAUUUGACCAUGUUGGGGGCGCAUAGCAGUUAUUGGGGACUGAGAGAUUUUAUCCGGUUGGUGGUUGUGGAGGUGGGGAGGAGAGGGGGCAGGGAGGGGACGUUGGCGGGGUUGAGGGGGGUUAAGAAGAAGGGGGGUGGUGGGGGGAGGUGA
This is a messenger RNA of Zymoseptoria tritici IPO323, 2673 nucleotides long. RefSeq names its product DDHD domain-containing protein. The record is from RefSeq and is a predicted model, not a curated record. Gene Ontology annotation, cellular component: cytoplasm. NCBI's taxonomy places the organism in Eukaryota, Fungi, Ascomycota, Dothideomycetes, Mycosphaerellales, Mycosphaerellaceae. Gene Ontology annotation, molecular function: metal ion binding; glycerophospholipase activity. The transcript has 2 exons. Bases 1 to 2673 code for a protein of 890 amino acids.